AUGUCUGAAGACUGCUGUGCUCUGAAUGCUGACGGCACCCUCAAGGAUGCUUCUGAAAUUACCUUUUUUAAUGAUCCUGACGAUAAAGUACCAUUGCCCCAGGUCGCAUCUUCUGCCCAGCCAUCCUCUUCCACUACAUCCGCAAAGGACACCUUCUCCAUUCUGCUCAAGGCUGGAUGCACCCCAGCAACAGUUGCAGCUGGAUCUAGGCGCUCUGGCUGGCCCUCAAAACCAUCGGCUCGUAUUCGCGAUGCUGACAAUGCCUGCGGUCUGUCUUCGUCAACUAACCGAAGGGGCAGUUCUGUUCCCUCUGAACAUGCUUUCUCCAGCGCAGGCAUCACAUCAACUCUGCGCCGCAACGCACUUGCAUCAUCCACUUUCUCCGCGCUACAAUUGAUGAAGGCAGCCUAUAAGAAUGGACAUGUGUCAGCAGCAGUAGAGGCAGAAGGGUAUGCAGUUGGUAUGCAGUUAGACUAG
Suillus discolor is the source of this 477-nucleotide messenger RNA. RefSeq lists its product as uncharacterized. NCBI's taxonomy places the organism in Eukaryota, Fungi, Basidiomycota, Agaricomycetes, Boletales, Suillaceae. Bases 1 to 477 code for a protein of 158 amino acids. The record is from RefSeq and is a predicted model, not a curated record. The transcript has a single exon.